AUCCCUGACUAGACUUUUUUUCAGUUCAAGUUCGAGAUUUCAUCAUCCCGGCCGAAGCCGAAGUUCGCGGCGCUCCAAUUUGUUUCUCCAUAACAUAGGUCACAGUACGCACAAUCAUUCUCCAUAGUGUCUGCCUGUUGUGCAGAUGGUCUGCAUAAUUAGCCUCGUACCUGGUUCAUUCAUACUUCCACAGCACUUCCUUUUGGCUUCGUAUAAUGCACACACGUGUGUUUUCUUGUUAAUUGGCUCCGGAACAAAUACGGGAUGAUUAUAUCCUCAUUUUCAGUCCAAAGAAUUGUGAUCUUUUCCAAGUGUCUACAAUAUUCACGUCUUAAUCUGCGAUAUUUUUUUCACAGUCGUCCAUUUAGUGAUCGUUGACUAAAACGUGGUAUCUAGGCCUACACUUCACACGUGGACUGCGGCGUUUUGAAAAACUUGGUACCAAUGAAACUACUUCCCGUACUCGCCAUCCUCCUGAUUUCCUGCGAUGUGCUGAGCGUCCAGGCUGGGAGCGAAAAACCGGCAAUUUUCAAGAAAUGGUCCGCUUGCAAGAAAUACACCGAGUACGUCAUGGUUGUGAAGGACUCCGAUCGCAGUCCUGGCGAGAAAUACUACGAACGGGAGAUGAAAAAAGGAAAAACGAUUCAGUACUACGUCUGCCUGCCUUGCACGCAGUGCGCAUCAGGCGUUCGUCAGCUCCAACCGUGCAUGAAGUACCACGACACCAACUGUUCGGCCACUGAGUGUGCCGUAGCUGGAUGCGUUCUAGACGAGAUGUUGCACGACUGUAGACUGCCAGGCGACCCUGAUGAGUUCCCCAGUAUCUCCGCCAUGAUGGACCCGUGUGAUCCCACCAAAGCCCCGGUCAACCCGACUCCAAUCCCGCCAGAAAAUCCCUCGAUCGGAUCGCCUCAGCUCACAAAAUGGAAGAAAUCUAGCACUCCUCUGCCCGAAGAAGGAACGAACGGGGCGGCAGGUGGCAGUCAAAAAGUUCCCAACGAGCCGAAGUUGGUCGAGUCGUCAGGGGGCAAGCAUGGUGGCGGAUGGGGAACACUGGAGACAGUAGUCAGUGUUAUCGUGGUCGCGUUGACCGUGAACGUCACGGUCGUGGGGAUGUUCGUCUACUACCGCAGAUCCAAGAACGUGAGGCUUCAGAGUGGGCGGGGACGUGGCACUGGUAGCUCGAGUGGGGGGAUACUGGAGACGACUGUCUAGAGUCUAUAGCUUCAGGCUAUUGUCUUUCCGUAUUGAAGUUAAGAGAGACGAGGUAUGAUGACGUCACUGUUUUUUUUUAACUUGUUCACUUCCCUUUGGAAGCUUGGUGGUUUUGGCUCCCAUCAGGAAGCGCACAUGUAAACAAAGCAUGACGUCAUUAUUAGGCCCAGCAUCCUUGAGAUGAUGGAGGACGCAAUAGGAAGGCGUUUUAAUUUUUAAUUUGAGUAAAUGCCAAACGUGUUUAUCAACUAUAGCGCCCUCCUAUUUCGACCAGCAUAUACUGACUAUUAUGUCUGAGGAUUUUGCAAAUAGUCAGGAGAGUAUGGUCUGGACGACAGACAAACUCUUUACUAUGCAACAAAAACAAAUGCCAAACAAUGCAAACGAGUGUACAUAAUUACUUUUGUAAAUAUGAGGCAUGUGGAAUGUAUUUAUUUACAACAGUGAAUAUUUCGUAUUUUAAUCAAAUUUGUUACACGAAGAGGAAUAUUUUCUUAAACCACCAAAUGAAAUUGUGUGUGAAAUUGCAGAAAUUCCUUGUUUACACUCUAAAAACUGUGUUUAGCAAUUAAACACAAUCUUGCUAUCACUUUGUAAACAUGUUUAGAAGCUAAACAUUAUGUGUCCAAUUCCUAAACAUCAAUGUUAAAUUACUUAACACUUUCCAUCCUUAAUACUCUAACAUGCCUAUCAAAAAUGUUAACAAACUGAUAGCAAGAAAGUGUUUAAUUACUUAUUAAUAACACAAUUUUUGCAGUGUACGGCUUCGGCGUUUUCUGCCAAGCUCAGCUCGGUGCGACGGACGUUUUCUCGGAAAUAUUCGGCGCACAUGUACAGUUAAAAUGAUUUGAACGCAGCAUUGUUAUGCCCGACUAACGUUGUUUCAAGAGAGUGUUGGAUUAGGUGUAAUACAUGCAUGUAACGAUUGUAUUGUAUGCUAUACAAACCAUGUAUGACGAUUGUACACAUAUUUGUUUUCAGCAUAUUUUUUACGUAACCAAAGAAUGUGCAACAGGACAAUCGUUGUAUUUGCGAUGUUUUCAACUCAGCAAAAGUAUUCUGUUGCAAUUGUAUAAUGCUUUAUGAGGUAACGAUCACGUCACACCCUCUUCACCGCGUUUGAGCUAAAGAUUCAACUUUGAACCGUGAUUCCCCCCAAGCUCAUGAUUUAAUUCUUCUGUUAACAAAAGCAAGAUAUUUUCCAUUUUGUAUUCAAGAAAAUUAGACCCUUUAACCGGCCUUAAUCUUGUGAAUCAAACAUCUUCAAACUUCGACCCUUUUACGGAUAGAUAGAAAGAACUGUGAAAAUGGACCGAUCCAGUAAGCACCGCCCCAUGGUGUUCUGACCAAUCACA
Molecule: messenger RNA, 2570 nt
Organism: Patiria miniata (bat star)
Lineage: Eukaryota; Metazoa; Echinodermata; Asteroidea; Valvatida; Asterinidae
Exons: 4
Coding region: 445-1215 (256 amino acids)
Source: RefSeq, a predicted model, not a curated record